UGUCAUCGAUAGUGGCUGCUAGUUUCUGUUCAAACGCCUGUUGACUCUUCUGCAAGGGAGUGCAGCAUCCUCUAUCUCUUCACUCACUUGGGUUCUACUCAGAUCUGCUUGCAAAAGGAUCCAUGAGCUACAAAAACAUGAAUGACGAAGACUAUAGCACCACUUAUGACACCGUCCAAACAGAGACGGUGUAUGAAGUUCCAGACCAGCCAGCAGAAAAUGAAGGUCCCCUUUAUCAUAACAUCCAUGAAGACUUGAGCUCAGAAAACAAUGUAUAUGCCACUGAGCUGGAAACCCAUGACUAUGAAUCUGUAUCAGCUUAUGCUGUCGCGAGUGAGGACAACAGCUUGGCUUUUUCCCAACCAGAAGAAGGCUACUUCCCGUUUCUUGCGAUAUGUCCUCCGGCCCCGGAUCCUCAACCAGGUGAGCCCCAGGAGGAUGGGAACAUCUCAGUGGAAGAAUUAUACUCACCAAUUCAGGACCAGGAGACGACCCCGGAAGAGCUACAGGAGAACAGAUGCAUGAUGGAGGGGAACCUGCCUUCUCCUUCAAGCUUCACCGCCCAGAAGAGCAGUGAAUAUUCCCUCACUGGCUAUUCUGCUGCCAAUGGUUUAGAAGAAGACGAAUCAGCUUCCACAAACCCUGAGAUCUUCCUCUUCGUGAAGGCUGGGAUCGAUGGGGAAAGCAUCGGCAACUGCCCCUUCUCUCAGCGCCUCUUUAUGAUCCUCUGGCUGAAAGGAGUCGUGUUCAAUGUCACCACUGUGGAUCUGAAAAGAAAGCCGGCCGACCUGCACAACCUCGCCCCUGGCACCCAUCCGCCCUUCCUGACCUUCAACGGGGACGUGAAGACGGACGUCAAUAAGAUCGAGGAGUUCCUGGAGGAGACUCUGACCCCUGAAAAGUACCCCAGGCUGGCUGCGAAGCACCGGGAAUCCAACACAGCAGGCAUCGACAUCUUCUCCAAGUUCUCUGCCUACAUCAAAAACACCAAGCAGCAGAACAACGCUGCCCUUGAGAGAGGCCUGAACAAGGCACUGAAGAAACUGGAUGACUACCUGAGCACCCCUCUGCCAGAGGAGAUCGACGCCAACACUUGCGGGGACGAUGACAAGGGCUCCCGGCGCAAGUUCCUGGAUGGGGAUGAGCUGACCCUGGCCGACUGCAAUCUGUUGCCCAAACUCCACGUGGUCAAGACAUGUGCUGACUACCCACUCAAGAAUCGCUUGCUGAAUAAGAUUGUGGCCAAGAAAUACCGCAACUACGACUUCCCGGCAGAGAUGACAGGCCUGUGGCGGUACCUCAAGAACGCCUACGCCCGGGACGAGUUCACCAACACCUGUGCCGCUGACUCAGAGAUCGAGCUGGCCUACGCCGACGUCGCCAAGCGCCUCAGCCGAUCCUGAGCACAGCCACCUCGGCCACCUCGCCCCGUCACUGCUGCAGAACUCAGCUUCUCCCAAAGGACUCCUCUUCACAGACCCCCCUCCCCUUUGCCUCGGGACACAUCUUUAAUGGUCAGGCCACGCCUUGCUGGCAUCAUUCGAACUCCAGCCUGCCAUCUUAGUGAAGGUCUGCGCCAACCCAUCUGAUCACACAGGACUCCGCAAGCAGAAAUGCUAGACAUAGUCAAGCUCUCGGCCUUUUGGUUCCGUCUGGGUUCAGCGUACUUGGGGUCAGUGUUGCAGAACCCACAUACGGGAUUGUCACUGGCCCCUUCUGCCAAUAUCAAAAUAUCUCCUCAGAUGCAUUAGAAACAUGCAACGCCCUGUUCUCUUCCUUCCUCCUCUUUGUCGGUAACUCCAAGGCCAAGGACAAAUGCCAUCUUAGUUCUUAUAUAAAGAUCCUCUGCUCUUAGAGGGUCGGAGAGAGUGAAUGGAGAGGGACCGAGCAGGCUGUGGAUUUUGACAUCUGGAAGACACACCUGGCGUCACUCACUCCUUCCUGACAUUCCUGGACACCGAAGGCCAGACUGGAAAACCACUUCAGGCCCAGUCUCGGUUCACUGCAAUGCUCUGACGGUCACAAUGCCAUCGUGCGCCUGGCUGACACCGACCUCUGUGUUUAUGCUAUCCAGGCCUUGCCAGGAAAGGAAAUUGGCAUCAAUUCCAAACUGGGGGCACAGGGAUGGGGCGGGGAGGGGAGCAGUGUUGAUGCCAAAAGGCCCUCGGGGGUCUACCAGCCACGGGAUUGCUUGCUUAGGGGUAGUUGCUUCCUUGCAGGUUACAUGCCUGGGUUUGACUGUUUAUCUUUGAGUGAAUAUUCGUCUGUGAGAAAGUAGAUGAGCGUGGGAGGUGGAGGGAUGAGUGAAGAUUUAAAAAAUCCUUUAUGAUGCUCAAUGUUCCCUGGAAAUUUUGAAGACAGGUCUUCUCUCUCAUAAGCUAAGUCUUGAACUGAUGUUGUCAUGUAAUUAGCAACCUUAUAGCAAGAACCCAAGAAUUGGCCAAAAAUGACUUUGCAGGCUCUUCAGGUUGUUCCUGGAUACGGGUCUGCUACCUAGGGGCUCACAGGCAGCCGCUCCGGGCUGACCCAGCCGCAGCCUCCCCUGGGAGAGAGUCACAAUGAGGAGGUGGCAUGGUCAUGGGACCUUAGGAAGAAAGCCCUUGAGCUUUUCUGACUGGGAAACCAUGCGGUUUGAGCUUGAAAAAAACAGGUGUGCCCAUGUGGGUUAAUGUUCCUACCACCUGACUCAACGACCCGAUGAACAAAAGGAAACUAUUUUUUAGAUAAUAUUGCUCUCCUAAGUCCUUCUUCUGGAGUUUCGCCUCCUUAAAAUCUUACCCUGCUUGAGUAUGGUGACCAGUGCAGAGGAAACUAAGAGACAUGAACUAAUCAUCAGCUCCCUCUCCCAGGAACGCCCUGUGUGAGGACAUCCACCGCCACAGACCCUCACCUUCAACGAUCCUCCCUUCUGUGCUGCCUGCCGGUGGAGAGUGAGGUUCCCAAAUGCCGCAAAGCCCCAGGACUUGGCUCAUUGCUCAGGGAGGGCAGGACAGCAGGGGUCCUCGCCACACAAACACCAACAAAUUCCAGCCCAAGCAACCCCCGGAACUAGCUAUCUCCAGGGAUCUCAGGAGAAAAAGGGGACCCCUUGAUCAGAGCAGAGGGGAGGAAACGGGGUCUCCUUCAGCCCACUGAGGAAGAGGAAAUUGCUCAGUAGGACGUUUUAUAAGCCUGAGAGUUUGGAAAAAGCAGAACGAGUUGAUUCAUUUCCACCUCUAAAGGGUCCUUUCCACAAUUCCCUGGAAACUUGUCUCUCCCCGCUCCAAGGUGUUUAAAAAGGAGACAUGGUGAGGAAAUAGUCCUUUUACCAUGAGGGAAAGCCCCUCACUGGCCUUCUGGGGGAUGAAAGCUUGAAUGAUCCCAGGAGGCCUUUUCAUUAGUGUGAAAUCCUUCCCCACCUUCGCAGUUCAGGCCAUGACCCCAGAGGCAGCCUGCUUUCCUGAGCCCCUCCGUGGCGCUGUUCUAGAAGCACAUUCGGGGGACAGAGAAAACAGGGAGCCCAGGCGGGCCAGCCCCCCCGGAGGUGUUGGCACCCACUAACAACCCUGACUGGAUACUCAGAAUUCCAACAACUGGCGAGUCUGUAAAAGCAGUUUUUAAAAACAAACAAGCCAAACCAAAUCAAUAUUGUUGUUUCUAGAUGUUCCUUCUGUGGCUGACUCAAUUUUACAUAAAUAACACUAAUAGGCACGGGGUGGGGGCCGUUAUGAUUAAUUAUAACCAUUUAAAAGAGGGGGAGGAGUUAGAGAUGGAAAGAGACUUAAUUCAGGAAUAUCUUUUUAUUUCAAGUUUAGAUUAUUAUAUAAUGCAACUAUUGACUUAGAGAUUGAAGGUCUUAUGGCCAGAUUUAUCAGAGUAUUUUUAAAUAAUAAUAAUAGUAUUACCUUCUGAUCAUUUUUUUUCAAAAGAGAUUUUUCUUUAGCCUUCUGAGGCGAGGCCAUCACCUUGUCAUAUACACAGCAAAUCAUCUCCCAACAAGUGUGGUAGGCUCUUAGGUGUCCCCAGGAUGAACUCACGGAGUCUUGAAGGUUUGCAGUAUGGUCCCACACUCCACAGUUUUAAGACAGGAGGCAACCCUUGUCAUGGGACCCGAGCGAACAUUGCUCCCGCAGAAAGCAUUUCAGUGGCCCAAAAAGGGUUGAAAUCCUGUUUGUUUGUUUUUUAAUUUAUCUCCUGUGACUUUCACAUAACUUUUCUGUGUGUGUGUGUGUGUGUGUGUGUGUGUGUGUGUGUGUGUGUGUAUGAGGGGCAGAGGCAGAAACAAACUCAAUGACUGUGUUGAAUUUACCCACUUACUCAGCACUGCCUACCUCUCAGGUUGGCCCAGAGUGAAGAUACUGGGUAAGAUUUUAAUCACUCUGACAGGUGAGCUGGGUAAGUAAAAUCUUGACUGCUCCAGAGCAUAGUUCCUUCUAUCACUGGCCUUCAUCUCUUGACAAAGGCAGUCAAAUAAUUGCCUGACAAUUCAGAAUCACAGGCACAAGUAGGAGGAUCUUGUUUGAAACGAGGGAUACAGCUACCUGGCACGAAACUAAUGCCUAGAAAAGUGAAAAACACUCCAUCGGUUCCUUUGGCCACGGGAUCUCAGACCAGGCUCAGCUUUCCAGGACACAGUGCUGUCCUUUGUGUCCACUUCUCCUGCUGUGGGGGGCCAGUGAGGAUCUUUAAUUUUCAUUAGAAAAACCGUAUUUUCUAGCAUUUGUCAAAUGAACAACAGAAGCUCUUCACCACACCAGUGCCCGUUGGCCACUUUGCCGACAGACAAUACAAAGCAUCAUAGAGUUGUCACAAAGUGAUCACACCUGGAAAAGACCCUGAAGAUCCAAGAGUCCCAGGAAUCAGCAAAGUCUAGAAAAAUAGAAGUAAAAGGGAGGCGGAGUCAGGAAGGUGCAGGUCUAUCUACACGAGUUUCUCAUCCUGAGAAACCAGUGGGAGCCUGAACCUAAAAUUAAUUGGCCCAGAAGCAGCAGGUAGCCGGGAGGGGCUGUGAGUCUCAGCCCCAUUCCUACUGCCCUGGAGCCAUCUUGGAGCAGAGUGGAUUAAAAGGACAGUGUCUCUGACUUUGGAGAGGUGAAGCAUUAACUCAUAGUUAAACUUCAGUCCAUGAUUCCCAAGGGAUCACGGGCUUAGUUUUGUGUCUGACAUGAAAAAGAAUCCUAAGCUUUAGACAAAGAUGUGUGCACGCAAAGCACCCUGGGAACACUGGGGGGUCACAGCACUGGCCGUGGGCCCCUUCUGCACACAAGGCCUAUUGUCUUCUGUUCGUCGCUCUUCAGCCCUCAAACCAAACAGCAGGUGCCGCCUCAGGGAGGCAUGGUCCUCUCCCUUUGUCAAUAUUCUCCUCCCAGCUCAGUUUCAGGACCCUUUCAUUUCAUAAUUAGGUAUGAUUCAGGUGUGCACCAUUUUAUUUAAUAUUACUGAAGGAAAUAGAUCCAAACCUUCCCUCCCCGACCAGACAUAAAAUAAAAGAUGGCCUCACGAGAGGGUUUGGGCUAAUCUGUGUGUCUAUAAAAGCCAUCUGUUUUAUGGCAAAACAUAGUUUUAAGGAACCAGUUAUCUACAGUAUAUUUUAUGUAGCCUGAGAUAUCACAAUCUUGAUUAUGCCUAUAUUUAAAACAUAAAAUGCCCAGCUGAUGUUUGAAUUUGUCUUACUUUCCUGACCACCUGGUUGUCCCAUUUGAUAAGCUGGAGAGUUAACUAAUUUAGCAGAAGAUGCCUAGAUUUUAGGAAAGAACAAAUAUCUCAUGUAAUAAAGACACUUGAUUUUCUCAAGACCUCUAACUGUGGUGAUAAAAUAACAGGACAUGCUUUCCAACCUUAAUGAAUGUAAAAUGCCUUUUAAUGAAGAUUUUGCUGAAUGUUUUCCUCAUAUGAACCAGUUAUAAAUUUGUUUUCCAGUCUCGAUUGGUAUUGAUUGAUUCAAAUAAAGUUGGUUUAUUUUCAAAUAUUA
Messenger RNA from Myotis daubentonii (Daubenton's bat), 5950 nucleotides. RefSeq names its product CLIC family member 5 (gene CLIC5). Lineage: Eukaryota; Metazoa; Chordata; Mammalia; Chiroptera; Vespertilionidae. The record is from RefSeq and is a predicted model, not a curated record.